AUGGCUGCUGAAUCGGCGACCGGCUCGGCAGUCAAGGUACCAAGCGAGGGUGGUAACGUUACCAGUAGUAACGGCGUGGAGCACAAGGAGGAGUGGUUUACAAACUCACGCGGAAUGAAAUUGAUGUCCGCGUCGUGGGUACCGGCGAACCGACCGUUGAAAGCACUCAUCCUCCUCCUCCACGGAUAUGGCUUCGAUUGCACCACUUACUUCCAAGCCACGGCAGAGCGACUGGCGUCAGAGGGGUACGGCGUGUACGGGAUCGACUUCGAGGGGCAUGGCAGGUCCGACGGGCUCAGUGUGUUCAUCCCCGACUUUAACACCCUAGUUGACGACAGCAUUGCAUACUUUGCUCCCAUACGGGACCGUCCGGAGCACCAGAGCAUACCCAAGUUCAUGUGUGGGGAAUCCAUGGGCGGGGCAGUGGCGACUUGCAUCCACCGCAAGCAGCCCGACCAAUGGGAUGGCGCCAUUUUCAUGGCUCCCAUGUGCAAGAUAUCAGCCAAGGUGCAACCACCGGCGAUUCUGGUGAGGCUGUUGAAGGGCCUGGCGUACGUGAUACCCACGUGGCAGAUAGUGCCCUCCGCUGACAUUGUCACGUCUGCCAUUCGCUGCCCGGAGAAGCUCAAGAAGAUAGCAGCCAACCCAUACACCUACCGUGCGCGCCCGCGCAUGCGAACAGCCCUCACAAUGCUGCACGCCAGUCAAGACGCCGAGGCCUCCCUUGAUUCCGUCUCCCUGCCCUUCCUGCUGCUCCACGGCGACGCCGAUAUAGUCACUGAGCUGGACGGCAGCCAGGCGCUGUAUGAUCGGGCAAGGAGUGAGGACAAGAUGCUGAAAGUGUAUGAGGGUGCGUGGCACCUCCUGACUGAGGGGGAGCCUGAGGAGACUGCUGAGGGGGUGCUGAGGGAUAUGAUUGGCUGGCUGGACGAGAGAAGUCAACGCAAGUCAAGCGAGUAA
Messenger RNA from Closterium sp. Naga37s-1, 960 nucleotides. NCBI's taxonomy places the organism in Eukaryota, Viridiplantae, Streptophyta, Zygnematophyceae, Desmidiales, Closteriaceae. The record is from the annotation of a GenBank genome assembly.